Molecule: messenger RNA, 1619 nt
Organism: Telopea speciosissima
Lineage: Eukaryota; Viridiplantae; Streptophyta; Magnoliopsida; Proteales; Proteaceae
Product: serine carboxypeptidase-like 45
Exons: 10
Coding region: 56-1450 (464 amino acids)
Biological process (GO): proteolysis
Cellular component (GO): vacuole
Molecular function (GO): serine-type carboxypeptidase activity
Source: RefSeq, a predicted model, not a curated record
CCUCACUCUCUCUAUCGAUUUUCCAAAUUCCAGUCAUCUCCUCCAUCCGAAAAUCAUGCAUUCUCUACCGUGGAAAGCCAUUGUUACUACUGUAGCUCUGAUCCAACUUUGUUUUUCAAUGGAGGUGGUAGAGUCUUCUCUAUCUCUGCCUGACAAAAUCACUAUGUUACCUGGGCAACCCCAUGUCAGUUUCCAGCAAUUUUCAGGUUAUGUUAUAGUGGACGACAGGAAACACCGAGCUCUUUUCUACUACUUUGCCGAAGCAGAAACAGAUCCAGCUUCAAAGCCUCUUGUUCUCUGGCUAAAUGGAGGGCCUGGUUGUUCUUCUCUUGGAGUUGGUGCAUUCUCCGAAAAUGGGCCUUUCAGGCCAAGUGGAGAGAUUUUGGUGAGAAAUGAGUAUAGCUGGAACAGAGAAGCAAAUAUGUUAUACCUGGAAACACCUAUAGGGGUUGGCUUUUCUUAUUCAACUGAUACAUCGUCGUACGAGGCCGUGAAUGAUAUGGUAACAGCCAGAGAUAAUCUUGUGUUCUUGCAACGCUGGUUUGUCAAGUUCCCAGAAUAUAGGCAAAGAGAUCUGUUCAUAACAGGGGAAAGCUAUGCUGGUCACUAUGUUCCUCAACUUGCAGAGCUCAUGAUUCAGUUCAACAAGAAGGAGAGGUUGUUCAAUUUGAAAGGAAUUGCUCUGGGAAAUCCAGUUCUAGAAUUCGCAACAGACUUCAAUUCAAGAGCUGAAUUCUUCUGGUCUCAUGGGUUGAUAUCAGAUUCCACAUACAGAAUUUUCUCUUCUGCCUGUAACUACUCUCGGUAUGUGAGUGAGUACUAUAGAGGGUCUAUUUCGCCUAUUUGCUCGAGAGUUAUGAGCCAGGUGAGUAGAGAAACGAGUAGAUUUGUGGACAAGUAUGAUGUUACACUUGAUGUCUGCAUGUCAUCAGUGCUCGCACAAUCCAAAGUUCUUAGUCCCCAACAAGUUACAGAGAGGAUAGAUGUCUGCAUCGAAGACGAAACAGUAAAUUAUUUAAACAGACGAGAUGUGCAGAAGGCUCUUCAUGCACGUCUUGUAGGUGUCAAAAGAUGGGCUGUUUGCAGCAAUAUUCUUGAUUAUGAGAUGCUUAACCUGGAGAUACCUACAAUUCCUAUAUUGGGCUCUCUAAUUAAGGCAGGAAUUCCUGUCUUAGUUUACAGUGGCGAUCAAGAUUCUGUUAUUCCAUUGACCGGGAGCCGGACACUGGUCCAUGGCCUAGCAGAGAAGUUAGGCCUGAACACUACAGUACCUUACCGAGUUUGGUUUGAAAGGAAGCAAGUUGGGGGAUGGACUCAGGUGUAUGGUAAUGUCCUUUCAUUUGCAACCAUCAGAGGAGCUUCUCAUGAAGCUCCAUUCUCACAACCAGAGAGAUCACUUGUGCUAUUCAAGGCAUUUUUGGAUGGCAGACCUCUACCAGAAGUAUUCUGACCUACUGAUAAAUUGUGUAGGAACUCAUAUAAAUGUAAUUAAUCUCUGGUAUUAAGUCAAGCUUCAGUGGAAGUAGUUAGUUGUCUUUUGGGUUUUGUCGAUGUUGUUGAACUGCAAGCUGGAAGAAAUUUGUAAAGAUUGAUAUCAAGAAAGAAUUACUUUUAAUAAA